This is a messenger RNA of Ambispora gerdemannii, 610 nucleotides long. NCBI's taxonomy places the organism in Eukaryota, Fungi, Glomeromycota, Glomeromycetes, Archaeosporales, Ambisporaceae. The record is from the annotation of a GenBank genome assembly.
AUGGAUCCAUGCAAGGGUGAAAGAUGGAAUGCAGCCUUCCCAAAUAAUUCAGACUCCUUAACUUUGAUACAGAGACGAGAUAUGUAUCUUUCCUAUAUCGACAUUUAUAAUAUUGUUAAUGAUGAGAUGAAAGGAGUGAUUUUCUUAGGUAACAAGAAAGAAGAAUAUGGUGAGAAUAUAUCUAUCAAAGAAUGGAUCACUUUGUCAAAAGAAGAUGGAUCCUAUACAUGUAGUAACUUGAUCUGGAGUUCAUCUUUAGGCUUUAUGUAUGGGUUCCAAACCGAAUUUCAAAAAAACAUGUUAAAAUUAAAAAGCGCAAAAACUGUUUGCAUAGAUGGCACACAUGAAACAACAUCACAUAAAACAUAUCUCUUUACCUUACUUAUACGAGAUAAUGAAGGUGGACAAGUAUAUCCUGGAGCUACGAUUCUGUUAUGUCAGUGGCAUGUAAAGAAUGCCUGGCAAAAAAAUAAAGGAAAAAUUAAAGCUGAUGGAAAGCAAGCGACUCAGAAGACGGCAUUGGAUGAACUUGGUAUAAUUAUGAGGAUUCGAGAUACAUCCCAGAUACAAAGUAAAUUUGAUGAAUAUCUUACUUCAUGGACAAUCUUUG